Messenger RNA from Mauremys reevesii (Reeves's turtle), 4739 nucleotides. RefSeq names its product collagen type VI alpha 1 chain (gene COL6A1). The transcript is spliced from 35 exons. The record is from RefSeq and is a predicted model, not a curated record. Lineage: Eukaryota; Metazoa; Chordata; Testudines; Geoemydidae. Bases 367 to 3441 code for a protein of 1024 amino acids.
GAACUAAAUUAUGUUUUGAUGCAGAUCAGGAUUUUUCUGCAGGCACAACAAUAGUUGAAAAGAAGACAUGACCCCAAGGCGAUGUGUUUCAGCAACUCACUAGUUAUGCUAAGGAUCAACCGAAAUUGACAUUCUGAGAUCCCUCCCCCUCUGGAGUUGGGCAGCUCCUGCUACUGACAUUUCCUCCUCAUCUUAACUCCCUCUCCCGUGCCUUCUUCCACAGAAACUCAGGGACAGAGUAGAAAAUUAGAAAAAAUUCCCAACUAAGAUAAAAAUUCCUUGCUGCCGCUCCUGGCCUCUGUCUCCUUCAGUUUCUCCCUCCCGUCCUUUCCAUAAGUAAUAAAUGGUAAAUCUGAAACUAGCAAGAUGAAGUUAGCAAACUUUUUGUUCACUUUCUUGCUUCAAGUCUGUUUCCUAUGGAGCGGGGCACUGGCUCAACAGACAGAAAUAGUCAACAGAGUUGAAACCUUUCAAGAUUGCCCCGUUGAUCUGUUUUUCGUUCUGGAUACAUCAGAAAGUGUUGCUUUAAGGGUAAAGCCAUUUGGAGACUUAGUUGCACAGGUGAAAACAUUUACCAACCGGUUCAUUGACAAGCUAACAGACAGGUAUUACCGGUGUGACCGGAACUUGGUGUGGAAUGCCGGAGCUCUGCAUUACAGCGAUGAGGUCGUGCUGAUCAAAGGGCUCGACCGAAUGCCGGCUGGACGAGAUGACUUAAAGAGGAGAGUGUCUGGUGUGGACUACAUCGGGAAAGGCACCUAUACGGACUGCGCGAUCAAGAGAGGGAUUGAGGAGCUGCUCAUCCGCGGCUCCCAUCAGAAGGAGAACAAAUACCUGAUUGUGGUGACAGACGGACACCCCUUGGAAGGGUACAAAGAGCCAUGUGGAGGACUGGAAGAUGCUGCCAACGAAGCAAAGCAUCUGGGGAUCAAAGUGUUCUCCAUUGCCAUUUCUCCUGACCAUCUGGAACCAAGGCUGAGUGUUAUUGCCACGGAUAACAGCUAUCGUCGCAACUUCACAGCAACCAGCCUUAUACAGUCUCCGGUAGAUACUGAGAGUACAAUAGAUACCAUCAUAGAUAUGAUUAAAAAGAAUGUGGAACAAGUGUGCUGCUCCUUUGAGUGCCAGCCUUCUAGAGGGCCUCUGGGACCACCUGGGGAUGCAGGAUAUGAGGGUGAAAGAGGAAAGCCAGGUCUUCCCGGUGAGAAAGGAGUUGCUGGAGACCCGGGCAAGCAAGGUGACCUGGGACCCAUUGGCUACCAGGGGAUGAAGGGAGAAAAAGGCACUCGAGGAGAAAAGGGCUCGCGAGGAUCCAAAGGAGCUAAGGGGGAGAAGGGCAGGCGUGGCAUUGACGGCAUAGAUGGCAUGAAGGGGGAGAGUGGAUUUUCUGGAUUGCCAGGCUGCAAGGGAUCGCCAGGAUUUGAUGGAUUACAAGGCCCUCCUGGACCUAAUGGAGAUCUUGGUCAAUACGGACCCAAAGGACUGAAGGGAGAACCUGGGGAAGCUGGGAACCCUGGCAGACCUGGGUAUCCAGGAAACAAUGGAGACAAGGGACAAGCUGGCAGUCCUGGUGGCCCUGGAGAGAAAGGGGAGUUGGGGGAUGAGGGAGCUCCAGGCCAAGUUGGCCCACCUGGAGAAAGGGGAGGCAACGGAGGACGAGGGCCACUGGGCACCCCCGGUAUUCGUGGGCCCAGAGGAGACAAGGGUGAUCCUGGCCCACAAGGUGACCAAGGACGGGAAGGACCACUCGGACUGCCCGGAGACCCGGGUGAGGGUGGUCCGAUUGGACCCAAGGGGUACAGAGGAGACGAAGGACCCAUGGGACCUGAGGGCCCCAAAGGACCCCCUGGAGCCAUCGGAUUGCCUGGAGACCUUGGCUUGAUGGGUGAAAGGGGAGCGGAUGGCAUUCCAGGAAAUGGCACAGAUGGUUUCCCAGGCUUCCCAGGCUACCCAGGCAACAGAGGAAAUCCUGGUCUUAAUGGCACUAGAGGCUAUCCUGGUCCCAAGGGCGAUGAAGGAGAAGCAGGAGACCCUGGGGAAGAUAAUUUCUCCCGUGGUUCCGGUGGUCCUAGAGGGCCCAAGGGUUACCGAGGCCCUGAAGGCCCCCCGGGACCUCCCGGAACCCCCGGGCCUCCAGGACCAGAUGAAUGUGAAAUUUUAGACAUCAUAAUGAAAAUGUGCUCUUGCUGCGAGUGUAAAUGCGGCCCCGUCGAUGUGCUUUUCGUGUUGGACAGCUCGGAGAGUAUCGGCCUGCAGAACUUCCAGAUUGCCAAGGAUUUCAUCAUUAAAGUCAUUGACAGGCUGAGCAAAGAUGAGCGUGUGAAGUUUGAACCGGGGGAUUCCCGAGUGGGUGUCGUACAGUACAGCCAUGACAACACCCAGGAGCUGGUGGCGAUGGGCGAUGCCAACAUUAACAACAUCGGAGCCCUGAAGGAGGCCGUGAAGAAUCUGAACUGGAUAGCAGGUGGCACCUACACGGGGGAGGCCCUUCAGUUCACCAAGGACAGACUGCUGGCGCGGUUUGCCUCCGAUAAGAGGGUGGCCAUCGUCAUCACCGACGGACGGUCUGACACGCUGCGGGACCUCACUCCACUCUCCUCGCUCUGUGAAAUCAACACCCAGGUGGUUUCCCUGGGAAUAGGUGACAUCUUCCGAGCAUCCCCUAACUCGGAGCAGCUCGGCGUCAUUGCUUGUGAAGGCACAUCCUACAGCCCGGGACUGUCUGUUCAAAGGGACAACUACGCUGAGCUGCUGGAUGACACGUUCCUCCAGAACGUGACCUCAUAUAUCUGCCGAGAGAAGAAAUGUCCAGACUACACCUGCGCAAUCACCUUCACAAAGCCAGCUGACAUCACUCUCUUGGUGGACAGCUCCACCAGCGUUGGGAGCCAGAACUUUGAGCUCACCAAGCAGUUUGUGAAGCGGCAGGCAGAGCGGUUCCUGACAGCGCACAUGCCUUCGGACGACUCUGUGCGUGUCUCUGUUGUCCAGUACAGCGGCAAGAACCAGCAGAGACUAGAGGCACAGUUUUUGCAGAACUACACAGUGAUCGCCAAAGUGAUUGAAGACAUGGAGUUCAUUAAUGAUGCCACAGAUGUCAAUGCCGCCCUCCAGUACGUCACCCGCCUGUACCAACGGUCCUCCCGGGCCGGCGCCAACAAAAGGGUACUGAUCUUCUCAGAUGGCAACUCUCAAGGGAUCACGAGAAGUGACAUAGAGAGGGUAGUGCAGGAGGCUCACCGGCUGGGCAUUACAAUAUACGUGCUGGCGAUAGGCAGCCAACCCCACGAGUCCAACCUCCAGGCCCUUGUUACUGGGCAGACCACAGAGCACAAAGUGGCCUAUGAGGAGAACCAUCUCUUCCGAAUGCCUGACUACAAGUCCCUGCUGCAAGGUGUCUUCUACCAAAAAGUCUCCAGGAGGAUCGCUGCUGAGAAUUGAGCGGCAGGGAGGACCUCCCCCAGCCCAAUACAGACAGGCUGUGUAUGCUUUGCGUCUCUUAAAAAUGAAGAAGUUAGCAAUAUUCUUGAUGAACUUGUGUUUAUAUAUAAAGCCAUAGUGCCAGAGUCUGUCUGUGCACAACCCCCUGCCCCUGCUUGGAGCUCCCUUUUCAUCUCCUUGGGUCUGAGCUGCCUUCCCCACACUCUGAGUCCCCCCAGCAGACAAGCACAGAGGCAGCCUAGCUACUGGCCUUCAGAACACAUACAGAUCCCUGGGGCCAAUUAGACUGAUGAGACGAAGACCACUAAGAACUUGCCCGGUUUUACAAGAUUGAGCACACACUUUACAUAUCGAUUUUGGGUUUUCUUUAUUCAAUUAAAGCUCUUUGCUUGCCCCGUUCUCCAGGGGCUUCACCAAUGCCAUGUUUAAGAUUAAACUUUAAAGUGCCAACAUCUCUCUGGCCAGUAGAAAGGUAGGAUCAUGGUCAUGGCUGGCAGGUUUGUUUUACAUCUCCUGCUCCAGUGGGGGACGAAUGGGCUUUAAAACCAUCCUCAGCAUCUCGGUGUCGGAGAUGGGUCCAAAGUGCAAAUGACUCUCAGUGCCAUGGGGUUAGACUCUGUUCGGCACAUCCAUAUCUCCCAGGGCAGUAGUGGAGGUGAUGGAGGACAGCUCAGCACUGGCUGGCCCCCAUGCACUCCCAUCCAUAUCAAUGGGAUUCGACGGGGCAUACAUCCAAUCACAUUGGACCUAUUGACUUUAAAAUAAUUGGAGAAUAGCCAGAGAGGGAAACAGUGGAAGAACAAGGUAACAGUGCUCCUGUGCUAGCUAAUGUCAUUCCCAUGUAAUCCCACCAGUGAUCUUAUGAUCUGUUAUGUUCCAAAGUAUCCUUUAGAAAAUCUGUCAAGGCACAUUGUAGUAUAUACUGAUGCAGAAUCCAGUGAUGUCAAUGGAAAGAUUCCCAUUAGCUUCAGUGGGUUUGGGAUCAGCCCCUAUAAGAUAUGGUAACAAACAAAGGUGCUACCCCUACCUAGGUGAUGUCUGCCCUAUAUGUUUACACGGUAAUUGCCAAGACCACACUAAAGAUGUGGAUUGGCUUGGAGAAGUUUCAUUCAGUGUUCCCAGUGGUGCUCUUGCUUAUGAAAUCAUGUGCUUUGAAAAGAAAUGCCGUUGAUGACGUCAAUGUUGCAGUCUAUUUUACUCUGUAACCAAGAUCCAUUUUACCAGUUAGUUUUAUUUUAUGCCUGUUUUACUGAAAUGUCUCCACGUCAAGAGUUUGUCCCAAUAAAUGGUUUUCCACA